Molecule: messenger RNA, 1247 nt
Organism: Rubroshorea leprosula
Lineage: Eukaryota; Viridiplantae; Streptophyta; Magnoliopsida; Malvales; Dipterocarpaceae
Source: the annotation of a GenBank genome assembly
CUUCCAUUACACACUUUGUUACACACACUCCCUCACUCUUCGUCACAUUUUGUUAACUCCAAACAUACCCAGUCUAACCCUUUCUUUUUCUCCCUCCUUUCCUUUCUCCUUUUCGUUGUUCAUCGUCCUCACCAAAUCCAUCUUCCUCCUCACCUCCAUCUUCAUCCUAAUCAUUUACAGCCUUAUUUUCCUCUUCUUCAUCAUCAUCAGUUUCAUCAACACAGAGCAUGAAGUUGAGCAAGUGGGAACCUACAAAGGAACCUAGAUCUGGUGUUGGGGAAGGGGAGAGAAAAGGAAAGGAUUUAGAGGUUGAAGAUAAUGAUUUAGGAACCCAAUAGCCUGGGUUCCUUCGAACUCUUCUCUCCACCAUGGCAAUAUGCCCCUACUUAGAUCUUCUUUUAUCUCUUUUAAUGGGCAUAGUCUUCUCUAGAUCUUCAUGGUUUCAUGGUUUUUUAAUUUGGAUAGUUGUUAAUUUUCUCAAUUUCUCAACCAUUUUUGUUGGGGGUUUGAAGUGUUAUGUUGAUUGAUCAACUUUGUACUCUUUGCACUAUUGGGCUUUCAUUGUUUCCUUUAGUAUCUUUUACUUUGAUGGGUGUUGGGGGUUUUAUGAUUUAGUUCAAGGCUUCAAGUCCUUUUUUCUAAAGCUUGAGGGAGAAGUGGAUGAAAUUGCAUUUAGGAACCCAGCACUCUCCACUAUGACGGUAUGCCCCUAUUUAGAUCUUUCUUUUAUCUUUUUUAAUGGGUGCAGUCUUCUCUAGAUCUUCAUGGUUUCAUAGUUUUUUUAAUCUGGAUAAUUUUUAAUUUUCUCAAUUAUUGAACUAUUUUUGUUGGGGGUUUGAAGUGCUAUGUUGAUUGAUUAACUUUGUACUCUUUGCACUGUUGAGCUUUCAUAGUUUUGUUUAGUAUCUUUUACUCUUAUGGGUGUUGGAGGGUUUAUGAUUCAAUUCAAGACUUCAAGUUCUUUUUUCUAAAGCUUGAGGGAGAAGUGGGUGAAAUUGCAGGUUUCAUUGGAGGUCGUUUGGGAGUUACCGAAAAGUAAUAGAGAGUAAGUGUGUGUAAUGAAGUGUGUAAUGGAGGAGUGUAAAUGUAUCAUUGUCCAUAUCUAUAUGACUUCUUCACCUGUGGCAACUUCUUCCCUUCUUCUGCAUAAGGGCUUAUUGAAACGAGAAUCUCUAUGAGAGUAUGUAUAAUGGAGAAUAUCUCAAAAGCUUAUUUUAGUGUCAUAUCACUAAAAUUAAUAUUGUUUU